Pseudoliparis swirei is the source of this 5008-nucleotide messenger RNA. RefSeq names its product ATPase family AAA domain-containing protein 2-like. Gene Ontology annotation, cellular component: nucleus. Lineage: Eukaryota; Metazoa; Chordata; Actinopteri; Perciformes; Liparidae. The transcript is spliced from 30 exons. The coding region runs from base 154 to 4524 and encodes 1456 amino acids. Gene Ontology annotation, molecular function: histone binding; chromatin binding; ATP hydrolysis activity. The record is from RefSeq and is a predicted model, not a curated record. Gene Ontology annotation, biological process: positive regulation of transcription by RNA polymerase II.
AGGGUUUACCGCGGAGCUCGUGCGACUCAGCUGGCGGGUAAAUCCCGUUCUCUGUGCUAUGUAGCUUCACCGUAAACACCAGGUAGCUGAAGGCAGAGCAGCGGCUCGUUACCCGCCCCUUCGCGCUCGUAUUCGGUCGGUUUUAAAGUCAAGAUGGUGAUACUACGCAGCAGCGGCGGCGGCGGAGCCGAGCCGGUCGCCACGACCCCCAAGAGGUUCGUGGUCGUGGAGCUGGACGCGAGCUCCGAGUUUCUGUCGCUGCUUCCCGCGGCGCAGAGGAAGUCCUCCCGGCGGACCCGGUCCUCGCAGGCCCUGGAGGACAGCUUCAGCAGCGUGGAGAGCAACACGCCGAACGGUCAUGCUGAGAGGAAGCAGGAUGAGGGACAUCACUCUCUGAGGACUCGAGGACAGAGGGUGAAGCACGAGGUCUCGUUUGCCGACAUGGAGCCGAAGACCAGCUCCCCUGGAAAUGAAGCCAACUCUGUAGAGGGAUGCCUCAGGAAAUCUUCCCGGUUGCAGAGAGAGGGACACACAUCCAGUGGCAAGCAGCAAGCAGAUGUUCCAGAUAAGGUAGAGGGCUCAUCCACUCCCAAGAGGAGUCGCUUUGAUCUGCAGAGCCCAGAAGAAGAGGAAGAGGAGGAGGAGGAGGAGGAUCGCUCAGUGCGACGUAGUUCCCGAAUCACCAGAUACAAACUGGACACCCGUAAGCAGUCGGUGCUCUACGACCGCCUCAUCACCAACACGGCUGAAGCUGUCCUCCAGAAGAUGGACGACAUGCAGAAGAUGAGGCGCAGACAGAGGAGCAGAGAUCGGGGCAAUGAAGAAGAGCAGCUCGGCGUGUACACCAGGGGCCGACUGAGCAGGUCUCUGAGGCCGGAUGUGGAGAGUAAAGCCGCAGAGGAAGAGAACCAAGGAGGGGAUGAGGAUGAUCACAACAAAGAGGAGGAGGAGGAAGAUGUCGAAGUAGAUGAGGAGGAAAGGGGUGGGGAAGACGAGGAAGAAGAGGAUGAAGAUGGCGAAGACGACGAGGAGGAAAAUCAGGGGCGUUAUGACUUCAGACAGCGAAAGGCUGCGGUCCGCUACCAGGCCCCGCAGGAUGAGCCCAGAGAGCCCAGGAAGCGCGGCAUGUACUUCAAGGACCACGCGUCUCCAACCAGACGGCGGUUUAGAUUCAGCUCCACGGCCCCCAGGAGCCCCUACAGCAGGAUAAUAACCAGCAGGAGUAGUUCUGAGAGACGGAGACACGCCAUCCACAGCAGCGACUCCACCUCUUCCUCUUCGGACGAUGACAAGUUCCAGAGACGGAGAAGUAAGAACAGAAGCUUGUCCGUCAACAGAUGUCUGCCGAUGAACCUCCUGAAGGACGACCUGCAGGGCGUCCACAAGGACCGGAUGAAGAUCGGAGCCAGCCUCGCCGACGUGGACCCCAUGCUCAUCGACAAGACGGUGCGUUUCGAGAGCAUCGGCGGUCUGAGCCGACACAUCUCAGCGCUGAAGGAGAUGGUGGUGUUCCCUCUGCUCUACCCAGAGGUCUUUGAGAGGUUCAAGAUACAACCGCCCAGGGGCUGUCUGUUUUACGGCCCUCCGGGCACGGGGAAGACCCUGGUGGCCCGAGCGCUGGCCAACGAGUGCAGCCAGGGCGACAGGAAGGUGUCCUUCUUCAUGAGGAAAGGAGCCGACUGCCUCAGCAAGUGGGUCGGAGAAUCUGAGCGGCAGCUGCGACUGCUCUUCGACCAGGCGUACCAGAUGCGUCCGUCCAUCAUCUUCUUCGAUGAGAUCGACGGUUUGGCUCCAGUCAGGUCGAGCCGCCAGGACCAGAUCCACAGUUCCAUCGUGUCAACUCUGCUGGCGCUCAUGGAUGGGUUAGAUGGCAGAGGAGAGGUUGUUGUGAUCGGAGCCACGAACAGACUGGACUCCAUCGACCCGGCGCUGAGGAGACCGGGCCGCUUCGACAGAGAGUUCCUGUUCGGCCUCCCGGACCGAGAGGCGAGGAACGACAUCCUGAAGAUCCACACCAGACUGUGGACUCCUCCACCCGCCCACUCCUUCCUGGAAGAAUUGGCAGAUAAAUGUGUUGGUUACUGCGGCGCCGACAUUAAAGCCGUGUGCUCGGAGGCCGCCCUGUGCGCGUUACGCCGUCGCUACCCUCAGAUCUACGCCUCGGCGCAGAAGCUCGUGCUGGACGUCGACUCUAUCGCUAUCACCGGCAACGACUUUCUGUCCGCCAUGUCCAAGAUGGUGCCGGCCGCCCAGAGGGCCGUGGUGUCGCCAGCCAAGGCCCUGACGCCUGCCGUCGGUCCUCUCCUGAGCGCCGCCCUCCAGAACCUCCUCCACGACGUCGGCAGACUGUUCCCACAUGCCGAGCGGGCCUUACGGAGGAAGAGAGGACGUGAUGUGGCAUGUGGCGGGUCUGAGGAUGAUGAUGAGGAGGAGGACGACGUCGACGUCUGCUCCAAUGGACAGACCGCUCACGCCGAGCUCCAGAAGGGACUCGGCAGCCUCGACAGGAGUGUGUUGAGCCGGCCGACCUCGUACCGCCCCAGGCUGCUGCUGGAGGGCCGGCCGGGUUCGGGUCAGAGCUCCCACUUGGCGCCGGCCGUCCUCCACGCUCUGGAGAAGUUCAGCGUGUACACGCUGGACGUGGCCGUGCUGUUCGGAGCCAGCGCGACUGCCCCGGAGGAGACGUGUGCUCAGAUCUUCGUCGAAGCGAAGCGGACGUCUCCCAGCAUCCUGUACGUCCCUCACAUCGGACAGUGGUGGGAGACGGUGGGUCCGGCCUUGAGAGCCACCUUCCUCAGCCUGCUCGGCUCCAUCCCGCCCUUCGCUCCCGUCCUGCUUCUGGCUACGUGCAACCUGCAGUACGACCAGCUCAGCACGGAGGUGCAGGAGUUGUUUCGGGUGGAGUACGGCGAGGUUUUCCAUAUCCAGACCCCGACCAGGAGGGAAAGAAGAAACUUUUUUGAGGAUCUACUCCUCAAUCAGGCUGCCAAGGCCCCCGCCUCGAAAAAGAAAGCUGCGCUCAAAGCGUUGGAGGUGCUUCCCGUCGCCGCUCCGCCUCCCCCGCGCCAGCUGACGGAGGAGGAGACCCGGAGGCUGGAGGAGCAGGAGGAAGACACCCUCCGCGAUCUCCGCCUCUUCCUGCGCGACGUCAGCAACCGCCUGUCCCGAGACAAACGAUUCAAGGCUUUCACAAAGCCUGUGGAUUUAGGGGAGGUGCCAGAUUACGCCGUGGUCAUCAAGAAGCCGAUGGACCUGUCAACAGUUCUCUCUAACAUCGACCUCCAUCGGUACGGGACGGUCAAAGAGUUCCUCCAAGACGUGGAUCUCAUCUGGCAGAAUGCCCUGGAGUACAACCCAGACCGGGACCCCUCAGACCGUCAGAUCCGCCACAAAGCGUGCGCGUUGAAGGACACCGUCCACGCCAUCAUCAAAGACGAACUGGAUGAAGAGUUUGAGAAGAUUUGUGUGGAGACCAAAGCGUCACGCAGCACACGAGAUUGCGCCGCUGCCCGCUUUGCUCCCUCCUUCUACCACGUCCUCCCCAAAGAGUCCAAACCUCCCGCUGAGGCCUCUGAGACGACCCCCCAGAGAGAGCUGCUCAGCGCCACGGUCACUCCCAACACCGGCGCCUACGCUGCUACGACGCCUAAGAACACAGGUCCUGCAGCGCACAAGAAGAAGAGGAGAAAGAGUCGCUGGUCCUCCGGCUUGUAUUCAAAGAAGAAGUCCUCGUGCUCUCCUCACACGUCCAGAGAUGAAGCUCACCUGCGCUCUGAUGAGGAAGACGGGGACGACGAGGAGGAGGAGGUUGAGAAGGGAGGAGGAGGAGCGGAGUAUGAUGGGGGCACUGGAGGAGAGGAGGACUCGAUGGAUGUAGAGUCGGUGCGUGGAGGUAGCGUCGGGCCCGCUGUGAAGCAGCAGGAGGAGAUCGGUCAAGCCGUCCACGAGUCGGUUACCCGGUGUGACUCGGGGAAAGCGGAAAGCGACGACGAGGGGCCGGACGAAGUCGCCGCGGGUCGACCGCGAAAGUCGGCGGAAAAGAAAGCGUCGAUGCGUCCAGGAAACGAGAAAACGACCUCGGCGAACACUAAUAAGGACGGCCGCACCGAGACAGAAGGACGAACCGCGUGCAACGCGGAGGAAAGAGCGGAGACGGAGACGGAGAAAAGUCAAACUGUAAAGCAGGCGAGCAACAACACGGUGACUGUGGAGGAGCGGAGCAGCCGCCCGAUGGAGGAGGGAGCCGCCAGAGAGGAACACACAGAGAAGAGCCCGGAGCCAAAGAGCGCCGACCUGGACGAGGCUCUGCAGAUCCUGCACCGGGAAACUCCUCCUCUGGUGGUGGACAGAGAGAAACUAAAGGAGCUGCUGGAGACGGUAGAGAUCAAGACCGAAGGGUUCGAGGUCCACCAGCUGGAGAAGCUCUACGCGCUGCUCUGCCAGAGCAUCUAUAGACACAGACGAGACUACAACAAAACUUCACUGAUACAGGAGCUGAAACAAGAGAUUGAAGACUUCUGUUGACUUUUCUACAAUUAGAUAUGUUUUAUAUGCUCGCUCAUCAUUCUCCGCUAUGUAAAUAUACAUCGUUUCUAUUUUCAUAGAAAUCUACAGGCACCUCUAGUUGUGCUUUAACAGCUUGUUUGUAUUGCCUCUUCUAAAAAAUCUUUUUAAAUUAAAUGUGUUUCCUCUGAACGGCGUGACUUUGUAUGGCAUCCUGGAAGAAUCAUUUGAGUUUAACAGACGGCUUUAUGAACCUGGGCAACUGUUACACGAGGGUCUCAAAAGAUACCUGAUGCAUGAUGGGAAGUGUAGGAUCCAGGGUUCUUGAAGUCUCACCCGAUAAGAGACUAAACGUCUGCUGCAUCGUGACCAUCUUCUUUUAGAUUCAAAGGGUGUGCCGGAAACGGUUUUCUAUCAGAUUGUGUCCUUGUCUGACAUUUGAGAAGUACCAGUCUUCAUUUUUACAAUGUACAGUCAAAAAAUAAAAUCUUCCUGUAUUCGUUUA